AUGGCCGACUCCAAACCUGAUCCCGUGACUAAGCACGAUGAAACUCCCCAAACUAGUGGUACAUCUACUCAAGGUGACCUACGGGCACAAUUCUCGCAGGAAGUAGUCCCUAGUGCUGUGAAUAAGAAGGUUUUGCCCCAAACAUCACCACUCCUCUCGUCAACGCCACCCACCGUGGCCAAGGCGUUGAUUAAGGCAUAUCCUUACUUGCUCAUUGUCAAUAAAUGGUUGCUGAUUGCUACUUGGACCAACGACGACUACUGGAUCAACGUGGUGAUCAUGUGCGUAUACUCAUUUGCUGUUCUCUACUUCGAGAUCUUGGUGACGUGGCUGGGCCACUUGAUCAUGGCCCUGGUUGUCAUUUUGUAUGCGGUGCUCAACCUGAGAAUUGUUGAAGAAACAAACUUGCGUCCAACCUUGGACGACGUGGUACAGGCAUUGACUGCUACAUGCAUCAAGGCCGACCUCUUGUUGAGUCCAGUCACUUCGUUGGCACUCACGGCCUACGACAUCAAACGUCUCUUGUUCACAACGGUGUUCCUCACUCCCAUCUACUUGAUCUUGACCUUUUUGUUGAUCACACCCCGCAAGAUCCUCUUAUUCACAGGCUUGUACCUUCUACUGUACCACCUGACAUAUCUGCGGGUUACACGUAAGCUUGUGUGGAAGUUGAAGAUCACCCGGGUGUUUUUCUUCUACUUGACUGGACUCGACUUCUCGCAGGCAAGAAACAACUCGCUUUUUGCUGCUGCAUUUGCAAAGGUCCAGAAAUCCGGAUCGUCACCCGUGGUAGCAGGUGCAGACUUGCUGAAACCAGUCCGUUUUACUUACGUGAUCUAUGAAAACCAGCGUCGCUGGCUCGGCAUUGGCUGGACUUCCAAUUUGCUCACCUACGAGCGUGCACCAUGGACAGAUGAGUUUCUCAACGAGUCGUCUUCCAUUGACUCCUUCGAGUUGCCCAACGCAGACUCGUCAUUUUCUCAGCUGCAUCAACAGUACGUACAGCAACACCCUUCUAUCAGUGGUGCGAGAUGGAGAUGGGUCGAUAAGACGUGGAGAUUGGAUUUGACCAAUGACGGUGCCAUAACCCUUCCUAGUGGAAAACGCUCGAAGACCACUGCUAAUCCAACAUCUGACGAGGGCUACCUCUAUAGUGACAAUGUGUGGAAAAAGCCUACCACUGACGAUUCGUACUCCAAGUACACACGUAGAAGGAGAUGGAUCAGAACUGCCGAGCUUGUUUACGACUCCUCCACUCCUAAUGUGGGCGAAUCCAAGCCAUACACUCUGUCUUUGGCUGAUUCUUCGACUCAGGAAACCGUGAAGAAGAGAAAGAGCUUGAGGUUUGCCGAGGAUGAUACAACAGAAGCUCCUACUCCAGUCGAAGAAGUAGAAGCUGCUGAACCUGUUGAAACCCAGGCAACCGAUUAA
Messenger RNA from Sungouiella intermedia, 1431 nucleotides. The record is from the annotation of a GenBank genome assembly. NCBI's taxonomy places the organism in Eukaryota, Fungi, Ascomycota, Pichiomycetes, Serinales, Metschnikowiaceae.